Molecule: messenger RNA, 315 nt
Organism: Gongylonema pulchrum
Lineage: Eukaryota; Metazoa; Nematoda; Chromadorea; Rhabditida; Gongylonematidae
Source: the annotation of a GenBank genome assembly
AGCUCCAGCAUCAUCAUGCGGCAUUUCGCGCUGUAUUUACUUGCAAGCAAAUAUCUCUCGGUGGCAUUUGCCUGGUCAGCUGAAGAGUUUGCAUUAUAUGAUUUGGUGGAGGAGGUUGCCGAGAAUUUCUACGAAUUCUUCGGAGUUCCACAGGAUCGUUUUGCGGAAGGCCCAUGGCCUUCUCUUUUAAAGAUUGCGAAAGAAAUUGCUAUUUGUCCUCCCAAAUGUCAUUUUACAGUCACAUUAAUUCGUCGUCAGAGCUCACUGAAGGAAGACUGGUUGUCAGGGAUAACUGAGGAAGGGUGGAGACUGUAG